Molecule: messenger RNA, 4190 nt
Organism: Mizuhopecten yessoensis (Yesso scallop)
Lineage: Eukaryota; Metazoa; Mollusca; Bivalvia; Pectinida; Pectinidae
Exons: 12
Coding region: 125-2860 (911 amino acids)
Source: RefSeq, a predicted model, not a curated record
CUCUGUCCGGAAUCACCUGUUUCAUCACCACACUCGUGUCCGCUUCUAUCUAGUAAGGAUGGUGUUGUGAAAUACGAUAUUGUAUUUUAUUGUAAUCCAAUGUGAAGCACGGACAUCAGAAGACAUGUGUCGAAAACAAAUCGAGGGAAUCGUCAUCGUAUUUAUGUCGAUCUUUGCUCUGGGCUGGGGCGCGGCGGCGCCACCCGUGAUGACUCCCUCCACCAAGGUUGCAUCUCCGUACGAUUUGACCAGUGACUUGUACAAAGGUUCUUUGACCAAACUUGAACUGGAGAUCCAGUUUCCCCCUGGUCUGUCCACGAGCGUCAAAAUUGAACUCCUCCCCUCCAUCGAUGAAGUUAUAGCAAUAAUGGGUGAUGUUGUUGUAAAACAAAAUGGAGCCAACCUCGGCUUAACCAUCCCGACUCCAACCUGCUACAAAGUUCCGGCAAAUGCAGGGCUGUCGGUUCAGUAUGACUCCAGGUGCGUUUAUGAUCUAGGCGAUGUAACAAACAUAGACGCCACCAACGAUAUUGAGGACAGCAUUCUCCGUCUGGAGUGGGAGGCCAUACUUGUUAGUGUCGGAUCGUACGCAGACAAUGACGUGUACUGGAUAAGCGAAGGAGUGGAGUACAACAACAGUUACAAUGUUUGGAUCGGGCAGGUGUCUUACAACAUCCAGCAUGAACAGAUGACCAUUAGCAAAACUCCCGAGUUUACUCUGAUAACCCCUGUUACUCCGACCGAACCAGUCGGUUCCAUAUUCAACAUAGAUAUAGAUGCUUGGCUUCCUUAUCCAUUCUCCUCAUAUGCUGCGGAGGGCGUCAGUCUUGCUGCAGAUGGCAAGCUCACAGUUUUGGCGGUGAAUGUGGUGGCCGCCGGAACUAACUACGACUUCCUGUUUGACUAUCAGCAGCUCCAGGAUAUCGACCUGAGCUGUGACACGGAAACCCCCGGCAAGAAUCGCAUCCGGCUGAACAUCGGCACAGUACCAAAUAAAGGUGCUAACCAGGGAGCUGUCGCCACAGCUGCAGACUUGAUUAAGGUUCGAGUGACGUGUUUCCUGGCUACCGAUGCAGUGGUUGGUGACGUAUACUCCGUAGGUACGGGAAUAGAGAUCGACACGACAGAGGUCUGGGUGGCCUCCACCAACAUCACAGCCGGACCUCCAGUAGCAUCGACAGCGCCAUUUACAGCUGUGGCUCAGACGCCCGACCCUGCGCUCGUUCCUAUCGGGGGCAUGGCGACGUUCAAGGUAAACUUGACGUUUCAGGCACUGUCCUCCGCGCGGUACAACCUCAAGGCUGAAACACUUCACCAGGGUGCCAUCAAAGUCCCUGGCCUUGCUACAAUUUCUGUCGCCAUUAUUAACGCUGGGAGUAACGUCCCCUGCCCCGACACGAGCACAGACUAUACUUUGUCGAAUCCUGCCAACGGCUUCAUCGACAAGGGAGUUAUGGAUAUGAACGUCACCGACUUCGGUAUGACGUCAGGCGCGUACGAUGACACGCUAGAGAUCGCAGUAGUAGGACUUGCCAUGCCUGGAUUCGCUGAGGACACAGAGACCUAUAUCCUCAAACUGACCGUAACUAACGUUGACACGAGCGUGACACAGGUGGUGCAGGGCACAUUUACAAUUGGAGGUACCAUGACGUACGAUAGUCCCGUGGCCUAUUCCUUCAACAUGUAUCACAAGUGUUCGAGUAACUGUCUGGUGACCGGCAGUAUGAUUGAUCUAUAUCUUGACGUAACGACCGAGAUCGGCAAGAACCCUGGACUCGUGACUUUCGAAUUUCCUGUCCCCUCCAACAUCUCCAACAACUUCUUCAAGAUCUGUGCAUUUGAGGCUAUCGACAUCGGCAAAAAUAUACCCUGUGUCAACAAUGCUCUCAUUUCCGUCCAGUCGACGUUAACAACAGAUGCAGACGGAAACUACGAAAAGGUCCUGGCUAAGAUUAACCCUCUAUGUAACCUCGGAUUUAGCUCCGACCCUGUUGACAAUAAGUUCACGCUUAAGAUGACAGCUACCUACCUGAACGAGUCGGCAGUGGUUGACGACGAUACUGCACAUUUUGGUAUGGGCGUCAGCUAUAGCGACAUCCAAGUCUAUGUCGCCAUGCUGGAUGUCUGUACAAAAGCUAUCUCCUACUUUCCUUCUCUUGCUAUCGUGGAGGCAGUAGCCGUAUCCCCUAACCCAAACGAUACCCUGACAGACCUCAAACUCAAGGCCAGUCUCGAUGGAACAACCUAUGUGAACAAACCAAUGGAUUGGAAUGCCGGCUCCAACAACGGUUCCCAUGACAUCUACACAUUGGCCAACCCUUUCUUAACCACGUUUGUCCGGCUUGGUGUGGAUGCUAGCUGUCAAGGAACUUGCAACGUAGAGCACGACUUCGUUUAUACAAGUCUUGACGGAUAUCUCGAUAUUUUUCGAGACACAGGCGGUGUUCUACUUCGACAGAUGCCUUGGGCACUGGACAAUGACCCAAAUACGUGCUUCGAUCUGCCCGUACAAGGAGACACGCCCCCUGUACUAUAUGCACGAAUGAACACAACCUUAUUGGGAAUUAACAUCGAUAAGUUUUCACUGAAUGUUACUGGAGACGGUCUGUACUGUGACCGACACGACAGCUCGCGUGUGAUUCAAAUUGCAUAUCCGAUGACUGCAGAGACGGACGUAUUUCAUGCAAAUAUUGGGUUUUGUUCCUCAAAACAAGAGUUCCCCGGAGCUGGUUCAAAGACCACUUGCAACUUCGAGUGUGUAUGCAAUGACACGAAUCACUGUGCGGAAAUCUUCAUGUAUUUCGCUAACCACGACAAAGGCGUUUGGAAACUGUGUGAAAUCUCGGCAGCUAACAUUUGAGACGGUUUUCUGCUACGGCCAUUGUCAAAGGCUCAACGUCACAGUGUAACAAGCUGGAGGUAUAUCUCCAGUAGAUUUAACAGUUGCAUAACAUUUAUGUUGUAGUAUUACGCUGGCAAAGAAAAAGGAGAGAGGCUUUCAAGUCAAGCUUUCAUUAAACCAAUUUAAAGAUUCGGCUAACGCUACGAAUGUUUGAUGUAACGGUAUAUUUUUGAAAAUAUUGUCAUGGGGGAAAUGUUAUCGAAAAAUAAAAACAAAAGUAUUUGGCAGUCGAAUAUUUGUUGAAUUGCUCACAACAUUAUAAAGAUGUGAAUUUCGAAUUAACAAAGACAGGUUUAGAAUAAAUCAGAAAGAAACUUCAAUUACCAAUAAUAAAACUGACUCUCCUCCAUUGAAUUGUUUUUACAGACAUACUGGCUGACCUUUGUCUGCUAAAAUUGUUAUGUUUUAGAGCAAUUGAACAAUUGUAACCAUUCCUGGCAUAUCAAUAAUAAAGUGUCACAAUUUUAGUCAUCAAUGUAAAUUUUAAAUUUUAAACAGUAUAUGAUCGAUGGAUAAUUAAGUCCAUAGAGUGACAUACCAAGACAGGGUAGAUAGUCUACUGUCACUCAUAAUGGUCUUCUGACAUUCAUGUGACACGAUGGACCAGGAAAAGAAGCGAAACUUGAAAGAAGACUGUCGAUGAACAUUAGUCCGUUUGGCAUACUUAUGGGUGAGCAAUGAAAAUCAGCAGACGUUAUCGCCAUACACAGUACUCAUGGUAAUUUCGAUGUUUGGUUUUGGUAAUAUGAACUAUUGUUAACCAUGCUUUUGCAAAUAGACCAAUUGUUUAGGGAAUUUUGCUGCAAUGUAACGAAUGAUAAGUUGGCCUACUUUUAGAUAAUCGUGAUUGUAAAUGAGUUAUAUGUUAAAUGGAAAACGUUAAAAUUUAAGCCAUCUGUUUCAGUCAAGAUCACUUGAGAUACUUAGGAAUCUUCUAAAGUUGGCUCUUAAUGAUUUUAUUAUUUUCGACGUAGAAAGGUAAAAUAUAAAUAAGAAAUCGUUUUGCAAUAAAUGGUUGUUCAGUUGAAUAUAGUAGACCUGUUUUCAUAUAACUAACAUAUAGUUAUACACCGGGCGCCUUCUUAAUGAUGUGGUUACAUGUCCGUCCAUAUCUAUUUUUUUAUUACGUUAUUAAACAGUAGUUAUAACUGCAAUAAUACCUUAAUAUUUUUGUACUAACUUUGAAAUGUUAACUGAUGAUUACCGCUAUGUUAUGGAUUGGUGUAACGCUUAAUCCUGGUUCAAAUAUCAGCGUACUAAUGUAUAUAUGUUUAGAGUUAAUGUAUGU